CUAAAUAUACAAACAUUCUUGUACAUUUUAUGCUCCUUAUCGCUACCCCCAACACCUGUGAGCUGAGGAUCCCUUUCCCAUCAUCAUCAUUGGCCGAGAUUGCGCUGGGCUCCCUGGCCCCUGACCCUGAGCCCCGCAAAAAAGGGAUCAGCAAGGAACUGGGUGUGACGGAGGACAUCUUGCAUGUUCAAUGGAGAGCAGAUGAAGCCCGGAUUCUGCAUGUGUCCAUCAGCUCCUUCCUGGAGCAUCUCUCCUUGGUGGUGGAAACUAUGGACCUGUUUGGGCCCCCUGUGGCUUGAUAGAUGGUUGCAACAGGAAGCUUCCCAACAGUCUUGGCUGGACUCUGGACUUGCCCCUGGGCU
Messenger RNA from Lacerta agilis (Sand lizard), 362 nucleotides. RefSeq names its product EKC/KEOPS complex subunit LAGE3-like. Gene Ontology annotation, cellular component: EKC/KEOPS complex. The transcript has 2 exons. The record is from RefSeq and is a predicted model, not a curated record. Lineage: Eukaryota; Metazoa; Chordata; Lepidosauria; Squamata; Lacertidae. Bases 30 to 299 code for a protein of 89 amino acids.